UUCUCUCUCAAUCAAAGUCGCCAUUUUUGUCCUACCUCUCCGGUUUGUACGUCAAGCCUUUCUUUCACUGGAGUUGGUCCGAGUUUUUCUAGUGUUGAAUUUCUGUUGAAAAAGUGAUUUUCGGUGGCCGAAAAGUGUACCAAGCGGAAGUUUGGCCCAGGGCGGACAUUUUCCGGUCGGCAGAGUGUGGAUUCAGAACCGAUGUGAGGUGUUUUGUGCGUUUGGAAAAGUUGGCAAUUUUCACCCUUCCUAGUUUUCUUCUCACCGUCAUUCGCCGAGAGUGGGAGGAGGUGGCGAAGAAAGAAAAGAUCCCUCUGUGUUUAUUAAACGCAAUGGUGGCCGAUGGCUAAGCGGGGAGUCAGCCUUUCUUUAUUGUGAGGAAUUUUUGUUCUUGUUUUAUUCUGUGUGGCGAUUUGCGACAUCCCGACGACAACAAACUGGAACUGCAGCAGCAAGUUCAGCAGGUUGGUAUUGGAAUCGGUAAGCGAUGAGUGACUCCGACGAUGACAUCAUGGCCGGAGGUGGCGGAGUGACCCGCAGUAGCCGUCGGCUACGGCGCAGAACCGGACCUCCGGGGACGCCGUCUGCUGUCGGUGGUCCGGCACCAUCAACGUCCAGGGGAACAAGAUCAGCGGCCAUCAAUCGGAGGCGACUGCGGGACGACGAUAGCGACGAACAGUCAUCGGAUGCGGAUCGGAACGGAAGCAGCGAUAGUGGCAGCGAAAUUGAGCAAUCCGCACGCAAGAAGAAGGCCAAGAAGUUUGUGGAGGAUGACGAAGCGGGUCCGAGUGGAACGCAGCAGCCCACCGGCAACGACAGCUCCGAGUGGGAAUCCGACUGGAACAGCGACGACGAAAAGGCGCUUCUCAAUUCCGGCGGUCAACAGGCAGCCGCGGCCCUGGUUAGCAAACUGGGCUACGCUUCGGACUCGUCCACGAGUAGCAACGACAGCGAAAAGUGUCCUAUCUGUUUGCUGUCGUUGAACGACCAGGAGAUCGGUGUUCCGGAAGUGUGCGACCACAUAUUCUGCGCUCCCUGCAUCGAAGAGUGGUCCAAAAAUGUCACGACCUGUCCAAUCGACCGAAAGAAUUUCGAUGUCAUCAACGUCUACAAGAGCGUCGAUCGGAAGCAGUUGGUUCGCAAAAAUCAUGUCCAAGUGAAGGCGGCCGACGAGGUGCCUCUUGUUGAGGACCAUGAGCUGACCAAUUGCGAAAUCUGCCGUCGACCGGAUCGAGAGGAUACGAUGCUCCUGUGCGAUUCGUGCAAUUUGGGCUAUCAUAUGGACUGCCUGACUCCUCCGCUGGAAGAAGUUCCGUCGGGAUCCUGGUACUGCGAUUGUUGCUUUGCUUCGGGUUCCGAUGAGGACGACGAAGAAGUUGAAGAUCUACUGAACGAUCUCGACGACAUUGGAGGAGUGCGCCAAACUCGACUUCGCAUGCGUAUGAAUAGUCCACCAAGGAUCGCUCGCACCAGACAAAGCGAACGCAUCCGGGCAACGAUUCUCACCCGUACUGCAACUGCCGUUAGAUUGAAUAUAGUGGAAGAUGUGGACCAACCUGGCCCAUCAACUAGAGCUAGAAGUGGUACUGUUUCGACGCCGGGCAGAUCAGCUACGGCACCGUCGAGAACAGUACGCAAGCGUCGGAAGCGUCGAACUCGAAGAAAAAUUCUGAAAAUGAUCAUCUCAGAGUAUGACGUGGGUAAUGAUGAUGAGAAAUUCGCUAUUAAGAGAAAGAAAAUUUAUAAUACUUUGAAAAAGCUCAGCAAGAAACGCUCGAAACGCAAGCGAGCUUCCCGCAAGAAAAAGACUGCGGAACUCACAUCUGGGUUGAAUUCAGAAUCGGCUGAUGUUCAACGUCAGCGUUUUAGUACCGGCAUUCCAACGUUGAAGAUUUUUGGAGGAGCAAACGAUUUGGAUUACUUUUCGGAUGAAGACGCUGGAGACGAGUUCCAGGAAGAUGCAUCGAUCGGAGGUCGAGGCGAAACGGCUGUUUCCAGCGUUCGUGAAGUAUUGCGUAAUCCACUGAGACGCAGACGUGCUAUAAAGAGCGGCUUCGAAGCCAGUUCGACUAGUGGAUCGGUUGAUUUGCUCGGUAGUAUUAUGGAGAGUCAGGAACGUUGGCAUUCCAAAAAGGGAUUGGGAGAUGUGAAGAUUGAUAAUGGUAAAAUUAUCUUCAAAAACGAUAGUCCUCAAAAAAAGGAUUCGAAUCCCCCGGGAGCUACCCAAGCUGGAAUUGGGAAUAACUCUCAGGGAAGUGUUAGCGUAUCGGAGUCUAACACCGGGGUGGCCGAUUCCACUAGUUCCAAUCGUAACGGGCAGUCUGCUGAAGUGGGAGACUCUUCAAUUGCUGCCGCAACUGGUUCGGCAUCCGGAGCUGGUGGUGGCAAUGACGAGAACAAUGACAGCGUACCGGAUCCGUCAGAUAUGUCGAUCUUUGUGGAUUUACCACCCCUAAAGAAUCCCGGCGAAGAAGAUGAUGAUGAAAAGAAAAAGAAGAAAGCAUCAUUUGAUAUGUUUGGAUCGGAACCUAUUCCACUGCCUUCUGCUUCGACAUCAGGGCAGCCAACCACAGCAUCGAUUAAUCCAGCUCCCGAAAGCACUACUGGUGAUGAUGGUCUUGCACCAGGUACUUCAAAAGGAUUUGGCAAAUUCAAGUACACAAUGACUUCAGAAGCCAACAACUGCCCUAACUUUUCGGUUUAUUCGUCAGAAACUCUUCAGUAUGCCAAAACAGGUGGCGAAGAGCCGUACGAUCCGUUGGAUAGUGAGCAGAAAACAGAUGAUGAGUUCGAAGAGCGUGAUGAAGAUUUGGUUCAGUUAGAUGACGAAGAGCCGGCAGCCCCAAAGCCUCAGGACGCUCCUGCUGAACCCGAUCAAGAGCAUAUUCCAAAUGGAACCGAUAAGCUUCCAGCUGGCGAUUUGGAUCACGAUGCUUUUGAUUCUGAUUCCGAUGACGAGCUGAAAAAGAUCGAAGAAUCGUCUGCUCCAAUUGGUCCGGAACCUGAACCUACAAAUGAGUUGGAAGCGCUGACACCGCCACUUACUACAACCGUUGCCGCUGCUUUGGCUUCUUCUGGAACGACCGUUACAACAACAGCCGGACUACAGACUGCAACGGUGGUGGUCGGCGAAGCAAGCACGACCACUGCCAGUGCAGCUCCUGCUAACUCGGCUCAGGGAGAAGAGGAUCGCAGCUACACUCCUUGCUUGGACGAGAAGUAUCAGGAGGCUCGCCGAGAACAGGACAAGAGUGGAACAACACCAACAAUGCCACCACCGUCUAGGAAGGAAGGAAUUGAUGGCAUGGACACCGAAAUGAUUUCUGACGAGGAUGAAAAUACGUUCAAAGAAGACGAUGCCCGACCAACAUCGGCAUCUAAACCAUCAUCCUCGGGUGCACGCAAGAAGGAUCUUACCUUCAAGAAGGUAAAUAAGAAAGGAAAGGAACGUAAUUAUCGUGACAAGGAAACCAAGAAACGAGAUCGGAACGACAAUGACAAGGAGAAUCACGAACGCCGCUCACGAGAACGUAACCGGCAACGUCGUCCGAAGAGGAAGGAACUGCAGCGUUACGAUGUUCGUACCAUGAUUGAGAAACGUCCGAGAGUCGUCAAAGAUCCCUUCGGAAGGGAUGUUACUCCGAGACCGCGUACCAAAACUCGCAGUCGUAGCCGCAGCCGAAGUCGUACUCCGGAACGCCGCAGGGAAUUGUCAAUUUCACUUAGCCCAGAACCGCCCCGUCGAUUCACCAGAAGACGCUCGCCUUCUCCGAGGUUCCGAGCACGAAAUCGUUCGCCACUGCCGUUCCGUAGAAACGCUUCAAGAUCGCCGUCCAGAGGUCCCAGGUUGCGAUCUCUCAGUAGACAGCGGUCUAGGUCUCCAAUAGUUGCACGACCACGAAUAAUUGCAAGAUCCAUCACCAGAUCACCUUCCCCUCCCCCUCGUGUGCGGCUUCCACGAUCGUUAUCGAGAACACCGAAGUCACGCUCUCGCACGCCGGAUCUGCGCGGAGCGAAGACAAAGAAAACCAAGAAAAAGAAACGUCUACCAUCGGCGGCAAGCAGAAGUCGCAGUCCUAGUGUUGAUCGUGGCAAGAAAAAUAAAAAGAAGGGUCGAAAGAAGAAGAACAAGCACCGCAGUAGAUCUCCUGGUGGCAAAAAGAAAAAGACAAGAAGGAGAUCCGCAUCACCGAUGAUGUCACGCUCCCGCUCUAGGUCUACGUCGAUUCUUCCGGCUCAAACAACUGGAGUCCUUACGGAGCGAUUCGCCAAGGUACGACAGCAGAAUUCAUGGACUCCUCCGCCACCGGUCAGGCCAAAAACAAACGGCACCAAUCUGACGGUGAUUUUAACUAACGAGGAAGCACUAGCAAAACAAGCUAAGGAACGUGAGCGGAAGCGAAAAGAAGCCAGACGCCGAGAUCGGGCACGUGACAAAAACCUACCCUCGAAGGAAGUAUUUACAUCAGGUGAUAAUAUAUUAGUUAGUGUUAGUUUUAACGACAAGAAUUUGAAUAAGGAAAACGAAACAGCUGCCGAGGGUGAGGCCGCUGCGAUUACACAAAAGAGAUUGAAAGACCUGGCCAAGAAGCGAGCAGAAGCAGAAAAAGCCAAACGAAGGCGUUUGGAGCGGUUGAAGAAGACUCGCGGGGAGGCUCCCAAACCGGUAGUUAUCAUCGACCUGGACAGAUCACCGUUCCGAGUGAUGACGCCUUCUCCCAGGGCGGUCAUUGUGCUCAGUGACAGCGACAACGAUAAGGACAAAGAUCGCAGGGAAGUUGAUACGAGUAGAGCCGGUGCAGCUGGUAAUCAGCAAGUUAACGCAGAGUCCAGUACUAAUGGGCCAUCCUCGACGAUGCGCAAGUCACCUGCCGAACGACAUGAAGAGGACAUGUUUGGCCCGAAAACACCUCCCGGCUUCCCCAGUCAACCACAACCCUCGCAGAGUAAACCUCAGGCGCCAAAGUUUUCGAUGCAAGUCAAAUCGAAAGCGUCCAAUAUUCGUCCUAUGAAUCUCCUGUACGAGCCAGGUGAGUUAGACGAAGGCAAAACUCCCGAGCGAAUGGAUAAUGCCGAAAGCUCUUACAAUAUGGUCGGUCCCAAUACACCCCCCGAACCGGCUCCACAAUCUCCUUCACCGGAUGUGUACGAUCCGUUCGAACCAACGAAAUCUCCUUCUCCGUCACCUCCACGGCGGGACAACGUUUCCAUCGAGCGUCUUUCUGACCUGGACGAUGCCGUUCUUCCAUCCAGCAGUAGCAAACCAGACGGUCCUGAUUCCGGUACCGUAGGUGAUCCAAAGGCUGACUCUCAGAAUGCAGACGAGGCAAUUAAUGGUGAAUCAGAUGGCCCAAGGGGCAACAAAAUUACAAUCCUCAGCAACAUAGUCAUAAGUCAGCCGACAAAUAGCGUUUCUGGCGUUGUCAGCGGAUCCGGUGUCGUUUCGGCAAGUCAAAACAAUGGCGGCGACGAUUCGGAUGUGAUCUUCGACGACUUCGUGUCGUCUUCGGCACCCGUUCCGAGCAGUAACGUCGGCUACAGCAGCAACGCCAACCAGUCAAACCCCAUCAAGUCGUACAGUACGGCUGCGAACUCGUCGAGCCUGAUCUCGAAACUACCACUGCCACCGGGAGCCUCUGCCGGUCAGAAGUUCAACGACUUCAUCAACCCAACCGAUUCGCCGUACUCACCCGGAGCGAGCGAUUUCGACGAUCUGUUCGAAGCGGGUGGCGAUUUGGAUUCGCCCCCGCCGGCACCGGUGAAGCAGUCCUACAAACCGACCAAGAUCGUUUCGAAAGGAGCCAAAAAGGGCGGAAACUUCGAUACGCUGUUUGGCGGUUCGCCGGUGAAUAACUUCAAGCGUGGCAAGAAGGGAGGUCAUAAGCGAAAAGCCAAGGCGAAGGGCGAUGAUGAGGAGGAUCUGUCCAAGUUGUCAACGAAGGAUAGGUUCCUUAAGAAAUUGAAUCGAUUAGAGAGAGUAGUAGAGGAAGUCAAACUGGUCAUUAAACCGUUCUACAAUAAGAAACAAAUCAACAAGGAUGAGUACAAAGACAUUAUGCGACGUGCUGUCCCUAAGAUUUGCCACAGCCGUACAGGGGAAAUCAACCCGAUCAAGAUCCAGAAGCUCAUCAAGGCGUACGUGCGCAAGGUUCGAGCUAGACGGCGUUUGGCAAAGAAGGGGAAUCUUAGCAGUGGACCCGGUCCGCUUCUAGCUCCCGGCGCGACAAAUGCAAUAAUCAUCUAAGCGUGAUUGUUGACCGCUGCCGACUGUUCCUUCACCAGUACACGGCCGAGAUAACGUCAUCCGGAACAUCAGCAAUACACGCAGCUUCCCUACACAAUUACAAACAUACCCUUACAGAUGUACACAACAACACACAUACUGCAUUCCCGUACUGACUCCACGGGAUGGAUUGCAUGGCAGUAGUGCAAGCAAGUGAAAAUUUGGUAAACGUUUUUGUUUUUGCUUAGGUUUUUACUGUUUCUCCCAGGAUCAAUAUUUACGCAAGGCGUAUUUUUUAAAACAAGGGAAGUGUACCGCUUGUUGGCAAUACUUACUGCGCAAUGGAACGCGUUUUAAUCAGUUCGACGACAGAUUGCUUAAGAUCUUGUGAACCGGUUUUCCUUUCUUGGAAGAAUAUUUUUUUAAAUUAAGGCAAGAAGACAAGAAUGCGAAUGAUUGUAAAAAAAUGAUUGAGCAAAUUUAUUAAGUAAAGCAAAGUGGAAAACACACAUCUAUUUGAAGCGUAAGGAUUCCUUAACGAAUGAAACGAUUAGUUUUUUUUGUUGUUGUCUAGAGUUAAGUAAAAUUAGAACUCACGAUCACGCAUCAAAUUUAUUCGUAAUUGUGGUAGAAUGUUUCUACACAUGAAAGUCUAGUAAAAGGGUAUUUAUAACAAUUAUCGUAAUAAAAUAUUUAUUGAAUAUACAACAAUUACUAGAAGUUAGUGUAAGUUGAUUAGAUUGUGCUAACAGUAGAGACUAUUCUCUUAUUAAGGUACAUUAUUCAGUGUAAAAUUUGUCCAAUUACAAUCUAGCUAUUGUCUGAAGCUAACUAAGUUCACAAAGCCCUGUUUGUUAUUCUUUCGACACGAUCUUCUGAACAUCAAACGCUUCCGAGGAAGAACUGCAAGCCUGCAAUCUGACAAAAGUACCGGCUGGAUUGUGCUGUUCCUGAGGGCCACACGUGCAAAUAUAGAAACAACCUCGAUCAACUCGAUGAUCAACACAAAUUUAUCCUGACCCGCAAUCACAGAGUUCUCAUCAGUAAACCGCAGGCAGACGAACGGUUGAACUGUCGAAACUAUUCUACUUAUCGCAGUGGAGAGUAAAAGGCUAUCUAAUCACAUCCCAUGCAAACGCGUUCGUUAGAUAUGCCCGUCGUAAGGGUGGUCUAAUACUUCUACCUACUACAAUUAAAAGUGAGUAAUUUUAAAUUUGUGGUAUUGCCUAUGAGGAAAAUAUGAAUUCAUCUAAAUACACAACAGAGAAAAUGCUAACUAAAAAUAAAUAGUUUAAGAAUAAAUAAAA
Messenger RNA from Armigeres subalbatus, 7530 nucleotides. Its product is annotated as PHD and RING finger domain-containing protein 1-like. Lineage: Eukaryota; Metazoa; Arthropoda; Insecta; Diptera; Culicidae. The coding region runs from base 488 to 6244 and encodes 1918 amino acids. The transcript has 6 exons. The record is from RefSeq and is a predicted model, not a curated record.